Molecule: messenger RNA, 5851 nt
Organism: Eriocheir sinensis (Chinese mitten crab)
Lineage: Eukaryota; Metazoa; Arthropoda; Malacostraca; Decapoda; Varunidae
Gene: gkt
Product: probable tyrosyl-DNA phosphodiesterase
Exons: 13
Coding region: 200-2281 (693 amino acids)
Biological process (GO): double-strand break repair; single strand break repair
Cellular component (GO): nucleus
Molecular function (GO): 3'-tyrosyl-DNA phosphodiesterase activity; double-stranded DNA binding; single-stranded DNA binding
Source: RefSeq, a predicted model, not a curated record
ACAAACCCGAGACCAAGACCAAGACCCUCUCCCUCGCCGCGCCACGCACUGGAUUGUUUACUCCGUUAUUUAGCAAGAUAUCACGGCGGGGAGCACUUGAUUACCCUUGACAGCCCUAUACAUCAACACAGAGCCUGGAGGACCGGCGCUGUGUGUUGUAUAUUCAGUUUUUCCUGCGUCCUGUGAGCCCUGAGGGAGGAUGGAGACGGAUGAGGCCCUCGCCAGGAGACUCCAGCAGGAGUUUGACGCCGAGGCCAGGGCAGCGGAGAACAGGGAGCGGAAGGAUGCCUUGUUAGCGCAGAAACUGGCCGUCGGGUCACACAACCUAUCCGACAGUGAGGAAGAAGAAGAGGAGGAGGAGGAGGAGAGAAAGAAGACAAUGAAUUCAACAUCUACACACCAAGAAGAUGAAGAGGAAGAGGAGGAGGAAGAAGAGAGCAGAAAGAAGAAAUCACAUGCAUCACUCCAGAAAGAGGAAGGAGGAAGAGGAAGGGAAACUAACAGUGAACAUAUGCUAUCAGAAGAGGAGGAAGAAGAAGAGGAGGAGGAGAAGGAGGAGAGAGGAGGGACAAGUGAAGGGAAGGCCAAGUCAUCUCAAGCUGCCAGCCCCCGCCCCAGUCCGCCACACCCCGCCACAGACACACAGAAGGGGCGGCCUGUCUGUCAGUAUGGGGCCGCCUGCUAUCGGAAGAACCCAGCCCAUAGGAAGGAGUUUGCCCACCCACAAGGAGGAGGAGGAGGAAGAGGAGGAGGAGAUUUUGCUGUGGAGAGAAGAGGAGAGAAGGAGGCAGAGAGGAGGAAAGGAGAGAAGAGGGAGGCAGAGAGGAGGAAAGGAGAGAAGAGGGAGGGAGAGAGGAGAGAAGAACAGCCCAAGAAGAUACAGAAAAGUGACCACAAGGAUGCCAUCAACCCCCGCGCCCCGUUCCGUGAGAGGGUGAGUGCCAGCGCCCCCUUCCGGCUCUUCCUCAACAAGUGCUACAGUGUGCCAGCCACCCAGACUGACCCCUUGACCCUCGUGCUGCCCGACCUGCUUAGCGCGGACCUCGGCGACCUGGUGGAGUCUGCACAGCUCAACUUCAUGGUGGACCUGGAGUUCCUGAUGGGCUUCUAUAAGGCAGCUAAGGUGGACAGCAAGCCCCUAACGGUAGCCUACGGACAGCUGGGGGGCGACCCGAGUGACUACCCCGCCCUCAAGUGUGUCAAGGUCCCCCUCCCCUACCAGUACGGCACCCACCACACCAAGGCCAUGCUGCUGCUGUACAAGGAAGGGCUGCGCGUGGCGGUGCACACAGCCAACCUGGUACCCGAUGACUGGCUCGAAAAGACACAGGGGUACUGGCUCUCCCCCCUGUGUCCGCCCCUGGAGAACGGGAAAUCGGGUGUGCUGGAAGGGGACUCGGACACCCGCUUCAAGAAGGACCUCGUGGGGUACCUUCAGGCCUACAAGCUGACGGAAUUGACGCGCUGGGCUGCCACGGUCAAGAAAUACGACUUCUCAGAGUGCAAUGCUGUCCUGCUUGGGAGUGUUCCAGGCUACCACGCAGGGGGUCAGCGUGACUCCUGGGGCCACACCAAGCUGCGGCGCAUCCUGGCUCAGCACUCAGCACCGCCCACCCCACACAAAGGACAGCAGCACCCCAUCAUCGUCCAGUGUUCCUCUAUUGGCAGCUUGGGCAAGGAUCAGCGGUCGUGGCUCAGCGCUGAAUUGGGGCUGAGUCUGGCAGGGCACAAGACAACCAGUGCCACAGUCCUGCCUGCGACCCUGCCCAAGGUGUGUGUUGUGUACCCCAGCCAGGCGGACGUGAGGGACAGCAGUCAGGGGUGGAUGGGCGGGUCCUGUCUGCCGUACAACUCCGGAACACACGAAAAACAACCUUGGCUGCUGCAACACCUCCACUCCUGGCGCAGUGAGUGUCGGGGGCGCACACGGGCCAUGCCGCACAUCAAGACGUACACGAGGGUGAGCGCCGACCUGCAGCGCGCACACUACUUCCUGCUGAGCUCGGCCAACCUGUCCAAGGCGGCGUGGGGCGUCCUGCAGAAGGAUGCCAGCCAGCUCUUCAUCAGGUCCUACGAGCUGGGCGUCCUGUUGCUGCCCAAGUUUGUGGUGAGUGUGGUGGUGGUGGUGGUGGUGGUGGUGGUGGUGAUGUGGUCGGUUCAGCCACGUCUAGUUAUUGUGUGCUGGCCGCCUGCUGCCACACGGUGUGCCCCAUUGCCUGUGUGCUGUGUGGCCGCCACACAGCACACAGCCGUCAGUGCCAAUAAUGCGCGGCAGGGAUGACAAACACCGUCACGUGGAGUUGUUUUGGAGUUAACAAUUCUCAGUACUGUCACAAACAGCUGUUUUGUUGAUACAAAGCCUGCUAAUUUUCUCUGUGGUGGACAGCGCCAGGGCUAUUUAACAAUUAUAAUCAGCAAUAUUGUAAAUCAGCAAAACAGCUGUUUGUGACAGUACUAAUUUUUUCAACUCAAAAUUGACAAUAAUUGACAGCAUUUGUUGUUGCUGCUGCACAUGACUGACACUGGUGACUGUGUCCUGUGCCAGGCUGCCACACAGUAUCCGCUCAAUCAGACACACCGUGGGGCAGCAGGGUGCCAGCACACGAUGGUGCUCACCCCAGACUUGGCUGAACCAAGUACUGCGUCACAGUAAUAGUCAUUACAGUACCAAUAGUAGUACAGCGGCCGCGUGUCCAACACGUGAUUAUCCAGGGCAUUUCAUGUCCAGCGCAGCGUUUACUGUACAAGUAUAUUUAAAAAGAAUAUUGUAACGUGUUUAGAAUGGUCCAGCAGCCAAGAAACCCUGGCCAAAAAGUGGCCCAAAUUGGCACAGAUUUCUGCAGCGUGUGGAAAAAUUGUCUGCGGUGUCCUGCACUCGUGUCCCCCAGCCAGCCAGCCGGGGGUGUGGUGCGCCGCGCCAGCCAGACAUGGGAGCUGAGCAACACAUUUCUUACCUGGAUUCUUUUUUGGCUCCUGGACUUGACCAAACACGUGUCCGACAAUUGCCAGACCCCGAACUUUGUCCAGGAAGUCUGAUACCCGGUAAAUCUGAUGUGCAGGAAAUCCACUAUGCAGGAACUUGAGGGUUGAGGGUAUGUUCCAGAAAUUCUCCAACAAAACAAAUCCUUUUCCCUAUGUUCUUUUGUUGGUUCUGCGCUAAUUUCAUACAACACGACAUGGUCUCCCGCGGCCAUGUUCCCGCCUUGGACACGAGGCCGCUGUAGCAGUUUCUGUUGAGGGAGUGACGGUGGUGGUGGCAGACUGGGGGAGGAAUAGCCAUGGACGUGUUGAUAGAGAGUAAGAGAGAGGUUCAUGGUUACAAUACUUGGAGACACAUAGAAAGAUUGAUAGAGAGUUAAAACAUAGAAAGAUUAUUACAUAGAAAAGAUUACAUAGAAAAAUUACAUAGAAAGAUUGCAUAGAAAAAUUACAUUGAAAGAUUACAUAGAAAAAUUACAUAGAAAGAUUACAUAGAAAAAUUACAUAGAAAGAUUACAUAGAAAAAUUACAUAGAAAAAUUACAUAGAAAGAUUGCAUAGAAAAAUUACAUAGAAAAAUUACAUAGAAAGAUUACAUAGAAAAAUUACAUAGAAAAAUUACAUAGAAAGAUUACAUAGAAAAAUUACAUAGAGAGAUUACAUAGAAAAAUUACAUAGAAAAAUUACAUAGAAAGAUUGCAUAGAAAAAUUACAUAGAAAGAUUGCAUAGAAAAAUUACAUAGAAAGAUUGCAUAGAAAAAUUACAUAGAAAGAUUGCAUAGAAAAAUUACAUAGAAAGAUUAUGCAGAAAGAUUACAUAGAAAGAUUGAUAGAGUUAAAAAUCUGCCAAAACUACGAGCCUGUGUUAAGUGAUGGCGGUGGUGGCAGAAUGGUGAAGGAAUAAUCAAUCAAUCGAUCAAUGGGGGCAUACACCGGGGGGCGCGUCGCCUCACCCACCCUACGACGCCAAGCCCGGGGGUCCCUCCGGGCGAGCCUCCCUGCAGGCCCCUUCCCAACCCGAGUACCUCCCGGCAGGAUCUAUCAACUUGCUCAAGCCAAAAACUCCGUGGGCGUCCCCUUGGCCUCCUCCACUCAGGGUUGUCUCUUACAGAGACAACCCGAUGAGCAGGAUCAGCUUCUGGAAAACGUGCCACGUGCCCGUAUAGCCGGAGUUGGUGUUGACGGACUAUGCAGGUAAUAUAUGUGGAAUCAGUUUCACGGAGUAGUCGCCGGUUUGACACAAAGUCAUUCCAGCGAUAUCCCAUGAUUCUGUGUAGACACUUAUUACCUGUGGCAUCAAUCCGCCUCUCCAAGUCCCUGUUUAGUGUCCAUGUCUCACAGCCACGGAGUAAGGCAGGGAGCACAAGGGACUUGAAGAUCCGGAUCUUUGUUCUGUACAGGUAUCAACAACGCCAUAUACUCGUGCUGAGCGAGUCCAUAACACCGUGGGCCAGACCAGGCCGUCGUAAGACGUCCUGGCCAGACUCACCGUUGUUAUGAACUACGCUGCCAAGAUGCAUGAAACUUUCUGAGAUCUCAACGUCCUCGCCACACACAUGAACAGACUGUACUGUGUCAUCCAGCAAGCCUCCAAACACCUGUACCUUGGUCUUGGCCCAGGAGACCUCAAGUCCCAAGGGCUUCGCCUCCUCGUGCAGUGCCUCGAGAGCCGUCACCAGCACCUACAGCAACUCCACCAGGAUUACUGCAUCAUCUGGUCCACAACUCUGCCCAGUACCCAGUCCACACAAGUGUUGAAAAGCGAUGGGGCAAGGACACAGCCCUGCCUCACUCCCGCAUUCAAGGGAAAGAAGCUGGACAAGCCCCCCACACUUCACAGCACCCUCUGUCCCAGAAUACAGGCCAGUCAGCAGACCAAUAGUCCUCGCAGGAAUCCCACGGAGUCGCAGAAGAUCCCAGAGUGCCUCACGAUGCACUGAAUCAAACGCCUUCUUGAGAUGGACACAGGCUGCAAGCAUCCCCUGUCCAAACUCCCGUCGGCGCUCCACCAGUACAUGAAGCGCUAGGCUACGGUCAGUUGUUGACUUGCCAGGCGUGAACCCAGACUGCUCAGGUCUCUGCAGCUUCAGCAGCUGGCUGCGAAUUCACAUCAGUAAUAGGUGGGCAAGCACCUUGCCUGGCACACUGAGCAGUGUAAUACCAUGGUAGUUGUUGCAGUCCUCGCGGUCCCAUAUCCCUUUCCAGAUAGGGACGACCAGCCCCCUCUUCCAGUCAGGAGGAAUGGUACCGGACUGCCAUACGGCAGCCAAGACCGCACGCAACCCGUGGGUCACGGCCUCACCUCCAACUUUGAGCAGCUCCGCACUGAUGUUACAGGUGCGGUGCCUUCCCACCCCUCAACUUGGCCACAGAGUCUCUGACUUCACCCAGAGAGGGUGGGCUUUCGUCAAUGGGCGGGUCAACAUCCGCCACCUGCAACCCAGCAACUGGAUGCUGCCCACGUGGAGGGUCCACCAUGUACAGCUGCUCAAAGUACUCAGCCCAACGAGCCCCCUGCCCACCCAUGUCUGACACGAGGCAGCCGUCAGCUGUUUGGAUAGCGCUCACCUGAGAGGAAGACUUGAUUAGAGCAGAGCUUCUUCAGGGUUCGGUAGGCAGGUCGAAGGUCAUUCGCAUUUAAAUGGAAUUAAAAGGAAUAAACACAUGUACAGAUAGAGUUAGAAAUGGGUAAAUAGUUGAGGCAUAAAUAGAUGAUGAUUAUAGAUUGAUAGAUAGAGAUAGAGAUAGACAAAGACAUAGAUAGUUACAAUAGAUAUAGACACUAAUAAGUAGAUGAAUAGAACACCAUUUUUGCAACUCUUAACAAAUCUAUCAUAACACUUUAACUAACUGCCCCCUUCCUGCACCCCCCU